This is a messenger RNA of Vigna radiata var. radiata (mung bean), 2274 nucleotides long. Its product is annotated as DEAD-box ATP-dependent RNA helicase 37. The record is from RefSeq and is a predicted model, not a curated record. Gene Ontology annotation, cellular component: nucleus. The coding region runs from base 1 to 1782 and encodes 593 amino acids. Lineage: Eukaryota; Viridiplantae; Streptophyta; Magnoliopsida; Fabales; Fabaceae. The transcript has 6 exons. Gene Ontology annotation, molecular function: ATP binding; RNA helicase activity; RNA binding.
AUGCCAACAUCGUGGGCUGAUUUGGCUGCGAAUUCCGCCUCUGAAAAUGCGGGAACAUCCAACUCCACAGCUCUGACGCGGCCUGUUUAUGUGCCUCCGCAUCUGAGGAACCGUGCAGCAUCAGCAUCAGCAUCAACGGAAUCCCCCCCUGCUCCGCCCAAUGUGAGUUCUAAUAAUAAUGUCGGAUCACGGUGGGGUGCGCCCAGAAACGGUUGGGGGAACAGAAGCGGUGGUUGGGAUCGGCGGGAAGUGAACCCUUUCGGAGAUCAGGAGGAUGCAGCUGAAGAGGGAGCAGCAGCUUCUGGCGAGGAGCAGGGAAACAUGGGAAUUAAUUUUGAUGCUUACGAGGACAUUCCCGUUGAGACGAGCGGUGAAAACGUUCCCCCACCUGUGAAUACUUUUGCAGAGAUUGACUUGGGCGAUGCUCUUAAUCAGAAUAUUAGACGCUGCAAAUAUGUUAAACCAACGCCGGUCCAGCGGCAUGCCAUACCCAUAUCCCUUGGCGGACGGGAUUUGAUGGCUUGUGCGCAGACUGGUUCUGGAAAGACUGCAGCAUUCUGUUUCCCUAUUAUCAGUGGCAUUAUGAGAGGUCAAGGGCAGGCCCCCCAGCGGCCCCCUCGCGGUGCCCGUACAGUCUAUCCACUUGCCCUUGUUCUCUCGCCGACUAGGGAGUUAUCCGUGCAAAUACUUGAAGAGGCUAGGAAGUUUUCAUACCAGACAGGGGUCAGGGUCGUUGUUGCCUAUGGUGGAGCUCCUAUAAACCAGCAGCUACGGGAACUUGAGAGAGGGGUGGACAUUCUUGUUGCAACUCCAGGAAGAUUGGUAGAUUUGCUGGAGAGAGCUAGAGUUUCAUUGCAGAUGAUCAAAUAUUUGGCCUUAGAUGAGGCAGAUAGGAUGCUGGACAUGGGUUUUGAACCACAAAUAAGGAAGAUUGUAGAACAAAUGGACAUGCCUCCACCAGGUGCCAGACAGACUAUGUUGUUCAGUGCCACAUUUCCAAGAGAGAUACAGAGACUGGCCUCUGAUUUCCUUUCAAAUUAUGUUUUUCUGGCCGUUGGAAGAGUGGGCUCAAGUACCGAUUUGAUUGUCCAAAGAGUUGAGUACGUUCAAGAGUCUGACAAGAGAAGUCACCUCAUGGAUCUUCUUCAUGCGCAGAGGGCAAAUGGGGUACAAGGAAAGCAAGCUUUGACUUUAGUUUUUGUGGAGACAAAGAAGGGAGCUGAUGCUCUCGAGCAUUGGUUGUGUCGUAAUGGUUUUCCAGCAACUACUAUUCACGGUGACAGGUCACAACAGGAAAGAGAAUUGGCAUUAAGAUCAUUUAAAACUGGCAACACCCCCAUAUUGGUUGCAACUGAUGUGGCUGCACGCGGGCUUGAUAUUCCUCAUGUUGCCCAUGUGGUUAACUUUGAUCUUCCUAAUGAUAUUGAUGAUUAUGUACACCGUAUUGGAAGAACAGGGCGAGCAGGAAAGAAAGGCCUUGCAACUGCGUUCUUUAAUGACAACAAUGCAUCACUAGCUAGGCCUUUAGCAGAUCUGAUGCAAGAAGCGAAUCAAGAAGUACCUGAUUGGCUCUCACGGUAUGCUGCUCGCUCUUCUAUUGGUGGUGGACGGAAUCGUCGAACAGGAGGAAGCCGAUUUGGUGGCCGUGACUUUCGAAGAGAAGGUUCUUUUAGUAGGGGUGGUUCUGAUUACUACAGUACAGGAAACAACAGUGGUGGAUAUGGCAAUUCUGGUGGUUAUGGUGGAGGAUAUGGUCCUGGGGUAACUAGUGCUUGGGACUGAUUUUCAACCCCUGAUAGCAUUAUACACACUGUCUUAGGUAUUAGGUGCAGACUUACACCUAUAGGGUGAUUUUUCUCCCUUUUUUGUCUUUCAAAGUUCAUGUUCUUCAAUUUACUUUUUUUCCUUCCCGGUGUGUCAAUCCAACAUCAUUUUGUACGGUUUAUAACUCUAAUCACCAAGAGAGAUGUUGGUGUGUGCGGCAUCAUUACCAGAUCAGCAGAGGUCGUGCAGUGUCAGUAGGUGUUGGCAAUGGCGAUUACUAACAUAUUACUAGGAGUUCAUUUUUACAACUAUCUGUACCCUUUCAAAGGGUGGUUAUUUUGCUGAGGGAAAGGUUGUAGGCUUUUAUUUACAGUCGUGUCUAUUUAUCUCUUGAUCAUCUUGUGUUUCUUCACAAUAUAUGUUGUCAUUUCGAGUUUCCCUAUUUUGAUGGGCUAAGGUUUUGUACUAUUUUAGUAGUGACUGAAAUGAAUGAAAAUUAUUCUUUAUGGA